AUGCAUGUGGGUUCUUCUAACUUGACAUCCAAAGCCCUAGACAAGUUCUCUGAAGAAUUCUGGCAAGAUAAAAAGAACCAACUUGCCAUGCAGGCAAUGAUGGCCAAUGAUCCUGCUCAAAUCCUCGUUACUCCUCAAUCCAAUAUUGAGAAUCGUCAUGUCUUUAAUGUCAAGUUGGAUUUAGAGGGUAGUGCCACCAAUCAGAAAUCCAGCGGUCGUUGUUGGAUCUUUGCAGGUACCAAUGUACUCCGCUUGGCUGUGAUUCGUAAAUACAAGCUGGACGAUAGUUUUGAAUUAAGUCAAAAUUACUUGUUUUUCUAUGAUAAGCUCGAGAAGGCUAAUUGGUUCCUUGAGAACAUGAUUGACUUGGCAUGUGAGGACAUUCAUGAUCGUGUGGUACAAUACCUCCUGACUUCACCUGUGGGUGAUGGAGGACAGUGGCAAAUGUUUAUCAACCUGAUUACAAAGUAUGGUGUAGUACCCAAGUCUGCUUUUCCUGAAACCGUGGCUAGUUCAAGCACGUCGCGUCUUAACUGGUUAGUGACUGUCAAGCUUCGUGAAUAUGCUGUCCAGAUUCGUAAGGCUAUACAGGGACAAAAGAUGGAUAUCCAGACUGUACGCGGUAUGAAGGAACGUAUGAUGGAAGAUAUCUAUCGCAUCAUGGUUAUCUAUCUUGGUGAACCACCAAAGGAAUUUGAAUGGGAGACCAAUGAUAAGCAUGGUAAAUGUGUUACCUUGCCACGUAUGACACCCAAGAAAUUCAUGAAAGAGAUUGUGGACUAUCCUGUAAGUAUUAUCUUUAUAUACACAUAUACCAUGUCUUUGAUUCAUGAUCCUCGUAAUGAGUAUGCUCAAGUCUAUACGGUUGCCCGCUUAGGUAACAUUGUGGGUGGUGAUCAAAUCAAAUAUGUCAAUACGCCUAUCGAGACCAUCAAGAAAUUAGCAGUGGAUGUACUCAAGUCUGGUCACCCUGUCUGGUUUGGCUGUGAUGUUGGCCAGUUUAGUAACAGAAAUACAGGUGCUAUGGACACCCACGUCUUUGACUACAAACUCACGUUCAAUGUGGACUUCAACAUGUCUAAGGCAGAACGUCUAUUGUAUGGUGAGAGUGCCAUGACUCAUGCCAUGGUCUUCACUGGUGUCCAUCUCAAAGACAACAAGCCUGUACGUUGGCGUGUUGAGAACAGCUGGUCUGAAUCUUCAGGUGAAAAGGGAUUCUGGAUCAUGACAGACGACUGGUUUACUGAAUUUGUCUAUCAAGUCGUGCUUGAGAAAUCUGUUGUGCCCAAAAAACUUGUGGAUUUAUUAGAUAAUGAACCCGUUGUACUGCCUGCUUAUGAUCCUAUGGGUGCCUUAGCUUUAUUUUAA
Gilbertella persicaria is the source of this 1368-nucleotide messenger RNA. Its product is annotated as peptidase C1B, bleomycin hydrolase. Gene Ontology annotation, cellular component: cytoplasm. Gene Ontology annotation, biological process: L-homocysteine catabolic process; response to toxic substance; proteolysis. Gene Ontology annotation, molecular function: cysteine-type aminopeptidase activity. Lineage: Eukaryota; Fungi; Mucoromycota; Mucoromycetes; Mucorales; Choanephoraceae. The coding region runs from base 1 to 1368 and encodes 455 amino acids. The record is from RefSeq and is a predicted model, not a curated record. The transcript is spliced from 4 exons.